This is a messenger RNA of Sciurus carolinensis (gray squirrel), 726 nucleotides long. RefSeq names its product putative KHDC1-like protein. The coding region runs from base 1 to 726 and encodes 241 amino acids. Gene Ontology annotation, molecular function: RNA binding. The record is from RefSeq and is a predicted model, not a curated record. Gene Ontology annotation, cellular component: cytoplasm. The transcript has 2 exons. NCBI's taxonomy places the organism in Eukaryota, Metazoa, Chordata, Mammalia, Rodentia, Sciuridae.
AUGAUCAAUAGAGACCGAACUCAAGAGUGUUCAGAAAAGGGAAACCUGUUGGAAUUUGGAGUAGAGGCCAUUUGUGUUGUGGUCUGGAUAAGAAGAUGUCUGCAUUUUGCCCGCGUCCUGAGACUCUGUGAAGCUGAUUUUAGAAGCAAUGGAGUUUUUAAUCUGGUGGAAGAUAUGUCUAGGCAGCAUAGUAUUCAGCCAGUUGCUUGGACUUGCCCUGCUUUGAAUCAAGUAAGAGCAGUGCACCAUUUGGAAAUGAGCACUCUUGGCAAGAAAGCAUGGUGGAUCUUGCCUGCAAACUUUCAUUCUCUGCUGGUAUUUUACAUGGAAGAAGACCAGGAGAAGCACAUAUUCAGUCAUGGAGACACCUACCUUCACUGCAUUGAGUUGCAUAGCCACACCCUCAUUCAACUGGAGCCGUGGGUCACAGCCACAGGUCAGACUCAAGUUACUGUCGUUGGACCACAGAGAGCAAGGCAGUGGCUGCUGGCCAUGAUUCAGAGUGUGGGGAGCCAGAAUUCUUACUAUAAGUCCCAAGGUCUGGAGAUGUUGAAGCGUGUCCAGAGCCAGCCCCUGACUGAUGGAGACCUGACUGGCAACACCAUGGUGGAACCAGAUACCUGGAGUCUAUCACUGGCCACCAGACUGAGUAGGACCAUCUUUCUUGAGGCUCCUCAGGGUUCUUCUUACCAAUUGCAUGGUUGUUUUCAGUUGCAUUGGAGUUAG